This is a messenger RNA of Gavia stellata (red-throated loon), 2642 nucleotides long. RefSeq lists its product as uncharacterized. Bases 566 to 1957 code for a protein of 463 amino acids. The transcript is spliced from 2 exons. The record is from RefSeq and is a predicted model, not a curated record. NCBI's taxonomy places the organism in Eukaryota, Metazoa, Chordata, Aves, Gaviiformes, Gaviidae.
CAGGGCUCCUACCCGAACUCCAGGUGGCCUCCGGGGAGCUGAUCAAGGUCCACGGUGGGUCCCGGCGCGGUGGAUUAGACCAUGGAGAGAACCUCCUCCUUCGAUUGACCCCGUCCAGUUGAAUGACAACUGAAUACGUGCACCGCAACAAUGUCCUUUGACCGCAUUGUGGGAAAUGUGAACCAUGGGUUUGCAUUGACUGUGCCAACUGCGGACGACAUGAAUUUCGUCGAUGAGGAUUAGUGGGACAUUGGUGUCAUGACUGUUUAGAAGGACAAUACCAAAUGGUUCGCAAUGCUUCUCACAUCACGGUAGCAACAGGUCAUGAGCCUGAGGCCAACUCUGACAGACUGCUCCAACAGACUCAUUUAUGGUAUACGCGGAUCUGGCAGCAAUAUGAUCACAUUAGGCCGCUUAUUGUUGAAUGUAGUAGACUGAUUUGGAUCCCUCGCAUUUGGUUUGUUGCACCGAGUGAACGGGAGCAAACUAAAUCAAAGUGCGCUGGUUUGUUUAAAUAUAAUAGGGAUAGAUAAAAGGAAAAGGGUAAGUGGAGGAACAGAUAAAUAUGGAGCGGUGGUUGUUAUUUAUGGGCUUGUUAGCGUUACCUGGUGGAAGCCUUACUGCUUUUUCCGGUAAUUCGUUUAUCACCUUACUUCAAAAGGCUGUAAAUAUCACCGGGUUGAAGGAAUGUUGGGUUUGUGAUAUGGCUGAUCAAUAUUGGAACCCCCUAAUUGGUAUUCCGAUAACGAAUUGGAGUGCAUACAAUCCCUAUGAACUACUCAAUGCUAGUGGUCAAUGUAGAAAUUUAUCUAGCCCCUUACAGGAUCAUCCCUACUCAUUACAGCUACUCAAUAAGUCUGUUGUUUUUAUCAAUUAUACUUAUGAUAACGAGGCAGUAACCUGGAAUGAAAUGUCCUCACCCUAUUAUGGGAUUUUUAAUACCUCGAAGGGAAAUUGGACGAGAGUGCAGUUGAAAUAUGGUCCAUUUAACGCACUUAGACAAGGACCACAAAACAACACGUCGGGUAUAGAUCUCCAACAGUGGACCGACUUUCUCUAUGCUCUCACUGGGCAGAAUAAAAGCCUCGCGAUCACAGUCACCUGUGACUUACAACCAGGCCUGUGGUGGCUGUGUGGUGAUUCGAUAGCCAGAAAGCAGUUGCCUGGCAACUGGACUGGGCACUGUAUGCUUGGAAUGUUAAUACCAAACCUCCAAGUGUUUAAUCAUUCUGACAUGCAUGGUAUCGUGCAUGGUGUUUGGACGCGGUCACGAUAUCGGAGAAGCCGAGAGAAUCCCUUGACCAUUUACAAUACCGGUUUUCACAGCUUUGUUAGGGCAAUCUUUCCUACAUUGGGUAUUCAACAGUUAGAGCAAGCCCUGGUAAAUAUUUCCGCAGAAAUGGAGCUCAUUGCCAAUGCUACAGCCGCAGCCAUCACUGCGUUGCAGAUGGAAGUUCAAUCCUUGAAAGAGGUUGUAUGGCAGAAUCGCCGAGCUCUUGACCUCCUCACCGCGCAGGCGGGAGGAGUCUGUACCCUUAUAAACGAGUCUUGUUGUGCUUAUGUAGAUCAGUCAGGGGUAAUUUUAUCCAAUGUACAACAAAUAUGGGAUCACGCAAAAAUCUUACAUGCUGUCACCCAGGACAACGCUUCAUGGUUGGAAUCAUUGUUUAAAUCGUGGGGCAUUACAGGAUGGUUAGCAUCAUUGGUUAAAACUGGGCUGUUGAUAUUGCUUGUCAUCUUUUUAGCAUUGCUUAUGCUGCCUUGUUUAUUCCAACGUUUACAAAAGGCAUUAGAAGGAAUGGUGCGAAGAGUAUGGUUCAACCAAGUGCCAAUUCCGUCCGAUGAGACUUGGAGUGUUCAAAAACAAGAAGGGGGAAUUGUGGGAGAUUUUCUGGUAAGGAAUGGACAUCCUGUGAACACUCCAAGCACUGAAGAUCUGUACUUAACUUGUAUGUAGGCCUCUGUACUCAAAGGUUAUGAGCGGACAACGAUAUGGGCUGAAAGGUUACAUUCGGGCAGCAUGAAUGCUGUGUAAUCUAAAAGCAGAACAAGAAAAGGGAAGAAAGCAUGAUAAAGACAGAACUUCAACCAGGGUGUAGGCAGAAGCCAUGUUCGCGUGGACAGCUAGCUUUAACCAAUGGUAGAACGCUUAGAGUCGCGUGUUUGCUUGCUGAAAACCAAUCAUAAGGCCGACGGCGCGUGUAAUGCGAUAACAGAAUGUAUAUUAACUGAGCUAUCUGAGCAAUAAGGUGGCAUCAACCUGAUCAUAUUGAUCGUCAUGUUGUGUCCGUGACUUCUGCGCCGACAUUCAUACAGUCAUUAUGCUUGUCAGAAAGGUAGCAGGGUACCAUUUCUUACAAAUAUGUUACUGUAUAAUUAUGUAGAAUAUAAAAACUUUCAUAUAUCUUAGAAACAACUAAUACUCAUUAGUAGGCUAAGAUUUUCCCUUUCUCUCUACCAGCCUAUUGAUCACAGCAAGGACACAAAGUAUUACUGCUUUACAGGACUUGAAAAUAGCUUUUUUGGUAAAGUUUUGAAAUCUGCUUUUAUACAUAUGUUUGUAUUUAAUUGUUUCCAUUUCUUCAUCUUAUGUUUGUGGUCAUUAACGUAAAGAAUACUGUGUGAAAAUAAAACAUAUUUUU